AUGUGUGGUGAUGGAUGGGAUUAUUGGGACUGGAUGGUUGAAUGUUUGGGCUACAAAGCUGCCGGUUCUCCUUGGUGUGUAUCAAAACACGUUACUGGCCGAGCCCCCGAAGCUAAAAAUGAUUUGCACCUCGAAUACGAAAUAUACCUACUUUGCCCAAAAAACCUCACUCAUAUCACUGUGAUCACAGGAUCGGAACAGAGAACACCUACAGGAUCUUAUCUUUCUUUGUCCACUACAAUUACAGUUUCUACUUCUUCAUCGGCUGUAUCAACCGAAGCUGUCGUUUCUACUUCAACUGGUAAAACCACUACACUUACAACUACUCUUGGAUCAACUACAAUUUAUGCAAUUGGCACCGAAACCCUGACAGGAAAUGCAACGGAAUCAACCAGUACCGCUACACAAAUUAUUUUGACAGGUGGUGGAGGACAUUCCACAACAACCAGUUCUAUUAAUGGAACAUCCAAUUCAACAGCAACAGCAACAUCAACCUCCAGCUCUGCAAAAGCAACCAACACAACUCCCUGCAACAAUUUCGUUGAAUUCUGCGAUCGUAGCUACGGAAACAUCACCGAAGUAUCCGCGCACAAUUCGCCUUUCGUUCGAAAGGGCAGUGUAGCUGCAAAUCAAGAAUUAGACGUCACAACCCAACUCAACGAUGGAAUUAGAUUAUUACAGGCUCAGAUUCAAUGGAAUGGAAGUAUUCCCCAUUUCUGCCAUACCUCCUGCGACAUAUUAGACGCAGGACCGAUCACAGAUUUUCUCGGCAAAGUCUACAACUGGGUAUCCGAACAUCCAUUCGACGUCGUAACGAUUCUCCUCGGAAAUGGCAAUUACUCCCAAAUCGACGCAUAUAUCCCUUUCCUCGAAGAAACCGGUUUACAAAACUACGCCUAUGUGCCCCCCAAAAUCCCCAUGGCCAUCGACGACUGGCCCACACUAGCCAGCAUGAUCCUAAGCGGCAAACGCGUCGUCAUAUUCAUGGACUACAACGCCAACCAAACGGCCUACCCAUGGGUCCUAGACGAAUUCACAAACAUGUGGGAAACGCCCUUCGAUCCCACCAAUCGCUCAUUCCCCUGCAUACCAGAACGCCCCCCCAAUCUCAACGACGCAGAUGCUAAAUCCCACUUCUACAUGACCAAUCACAAUCUCAAUUACGAUAUAAAUCUGCUCGGAAUCUCGCUAUUGGUGCCCUAUCAAAAUCUCCUAAAUGUUACGAAUAAUGUUACCGGGUAUGGUUCUUUGGGUACGAAUGCCGAACAAUGUGUACAGGAUUGGGGAUUUCCUCCGAAGUUUCUUAAUGUGGAUUUUUAUAAUGUGGGGCAGGGAAGUGUGUUUGAGGUCGCUGCGAAGUGGAAUAAUGUUACUUAUGAUCGGGAGUGUUGUGGUGCGGAGGCGGAGAGUGGGACGGGGAGGUUGGUGGGUGCGGGGUGGAGUAUGGUUUGGCUGGUUUUGGGGGUGGUUGGGUUUUUGGGGAUGGGUUUGUGA
Sclerotinia sclerotiorum 1980 UF-70 is the source of this 1494-nucleotide messenger RNA. RefSeq lists its product as hypothetical. The record is from RefSeq and is a predicted model, not a curated record. Gene Ontology annotation, molecular function: phosphoric diester hydrolase activity. Lineage: Eukaryota; Fungi; Ascomycota; Leotiomycetes; Helotiales; Sclerotiniaceae. Bases 1 to 1494 code for a protein of 497 amino acids. The transcript has 4 exons. Gene Ontology annotation, biological process: lipid metabolic process.